AUGGAGAGCUUACAAAGCUCUCCUGUGAGGGCAAUUGAUUCUUGGAAGCUUGUCAGGUUCUCCAAGAAGGAGACCAAGGGGAACAAGAUGUUGCCUAGCAGCAUGAAAUUGCAGUUUACAAAAACUGGGAGGGUCUGGAGUGUAUUGAUGCAGAUGUCUGAAAGCAUCUCUAAGGAAGGAUAUAGAAACCACACCUCCGUGGCCAUGUUUGUCCUCUUGGGACUCACAAGUGAAAAAGAUCUGCAGCUCAUUCUCUUUCCUGUCUUCCUAGUGAUCUACCUGGUGACCCUAAUUUCAAACCUGGGUCUGAUCAUCCUAAUCAGAAUGGACUCUCAGCUGCACACACCUAUGUACUUUUUUCUCAGUUGCCUGUCAUGCCUGUCAUUCAUAGAUAUCUGCUAUUCGACUUCCAUUAGCCCAAGGAUGCUUUCAGAUUUAUUUAAGGAUAGAAAGACAAUUUCCUUUGUUUCAUGUGCUACUCAGUAUUCUGUGUUUGCUUGGAUGGGUCUGUCUGAGUGCUGCAUCUUAGCCACCAUGGCCUAUGACAGAUAUGUGGCCAUUGGUAACCCUCUGCAGUACACGACCAUUAUGAACCCUAACCUCUGUUGCAAAAUGGUUACUGCAACCCUUGGAAGUGGUUUGAUUGGUAGUUUAGUUGAAACAUUGACAUGCAUUAAUCUUUAUUACUGUGGUCCAAAUGUCAUUCGACAUUUCUUCUGUGACUUACCCCAGAUUGUUUCCUUGUCUUGCUCCAAUACCUUUGUUUGCCAAGUCAUGAUUUUUCUGGUGGCUCUGUUGUUUGGGUUUGGUUCUAUGCUCUUUAUCCUUUUAUCCUACGGUUUUAUUGCAGCUUCCAUCCUGAAAAUAUCCUCUGCUAAAGGCAGUCUCAAAGCCUUCAAUACCUGUGCCUCCCACCUGGCAGUUGUCACCCUCUUCUAUGGCACAUGUCUCUCUGUGUACAUGAGUCCUAAUUCUAAUCGUUCCAGGAGUCAGGACAAGGUUCUGUCAGUGUUCUAUGUUAAUAUUAUUCCCAUGUUGAAUCCUCUUAUCUAUAGUCUGAGGAACAAGGAGAUCAAAGAGGCUCUUAAAAAGGUGAUGAAGAGGACAAGAUUUUUAUCUCAAUAG
Sorex araneus (European shrew) is the source of this 1125-nucleotide messenger RNA. RefSeq names its product olfactory receptor 1440-like. The coding region runs from base 1 to 1125 and encodes 374 amino acids. NCBI's taxonomy places the organism in Eukaryota, Metazoa, Chordata, Mammalia, Eulipotyphla, Soricidae. Gene Ontology annotation, biological process: G protein-coupled receptor signaling pathway; sensory perception of smell. The transcript has 2 exons. Gene Ontology annotation, cellular component: membrane. Gene Ontology annotation, molecular function: olfactory receptor activity; odorant binding; G protein-coupled receptor activity. The record is from RefSeq and is a predicted model, not a curated record.